AUGCAGCUCUUCAUGAACGCAGUUUAUACGCGGUGAGUUCUACUGUCCCGACAACUGGUCCCGCUUUGGACAGCAGUGCUUCGUCUUCAUCGACAGCAUGAAGACGUGGACGGAGGCCGAGGGCUACUGCCUGUUCGAGGACGCCAACCUGGCGACCGUCCACUGUCCCGAGGAGAACCACUUCCUCCAGGCUCUGACCAGAGGGAACACCCACGACUUCCCCGUGACCUGGAUCGGGGGCUACGACGCCAUUUAUAUGAAUAACUGGAUGUGGACCGACGGCUCCAAGUUCGACUAUGAAAACUGGGCCGUGGACUACGAGCCGAAGAGGACGCAGAGCUGCCUGAAGAUGAAUUAUGGAUAUCAGAAGAAGUGGAUCAACGGCCACUGCAACGACACGCUGCCCUUCAUCUGUGCCAAGAUGAUGUGACACCAGCCGGGUCAACAGCUGGAGCUCCACCUGCCAAGUCCUGGUCCACCUGCCAAGUCCUGGUCCACCUGCCAAGUCCUGGUCCACCUACCAAGUCCUGGUCCACCUGCCAAGUCCUGGUCCACCUACCAAGUCCUGGUCUACCUGCCAAGUCCUGGUCCGCCUGCCAAGUCCUGGUCCGCCUGCCAAGUCCUGGUCCAGGUCUAUUAACCUCCUUUUGGCUUCAACACAACCCCAGAAUUGAAAUUCUAAAAUCAUUAAACCCACAGUAGUGAAUUCUGUCUGAGAUCAAUAUGAAUGUACCAGGAGUCACGUGUUGAUUCAUCUUUUAGUUUGUAGAGCCAAAUUACAAUGCAAACAAUAAUAACAUGUCUAUAAAUAGAAUACAGAACAAUAAUGU
Molecule: messenger RNA, 830 nt
Organism: Cyclopterus lumpus (lumpfish)
Lineage: Eukaryota; Metazoa; Chordata; Actinopteri; Perciformes; Cyclopteridae
Product: lectin-like
Exons: 5
Coding region: 98-430 (110 amino acids)
Source: RefSeq, a predicted model, not a curated record